AUGCUCCUCCAAUCAACCCGAUCGUCGUCAGCCUCGAUCGUGCAUCGGCUCACAAAUCUCAUCUCGCAAUCGUCCGUUGUCGUGUUCCGAUCUCGUCCCUUCUCAUCUACCCCACUUGGAUCCGCCUUCGUUCCUUCGCGUGCGGUGCGACGCUAUCGUUUCGAAACGGCGUAUGCGUUCAAGGGCAAGCCUGGUUCCCCGACUUUUUCCUCCCGAGGAACCGACGGUCUCACUUCGAGCCCAGCACAUGGAUCCUCGACCGACGCAGGUCUAGACAGCGACCCGUCCUCGUCCGAUUCAGACCCAGCUUCAGAUCAAUCGACCUUCACCCGACCCGAUUGGCGGAACCGUAGCGCCACACCACGUUUACAACAAGGGUUGGACGCCCAUCACCCGGCUAUGGUAUGGAGGGAUGCGGUAUGGAGUCGCUCCCCCUGCGGUGCGGGGCAUGACUGGUUCUUUGUCCAAGAGGUUCAAAGACCGACGGACGCUUUGGAGGAGAGCUCAUCAUCCUCUUCAGCGAGGAAGGAUUUGGUCAUUGGCGUUGCGGACGGGGUGGGAGGUUGGGUCGAUUUAGGCGUCGAUCCGAGUCUCUUUGCCCAGGCAAGUUUGGCAUUUGAAAAGGGGUGAUGUGCGCCAAGCGGGCCCCGGCUCAUUCGCACUUUCCCUUACCCCUGCGGAGCGCAGACUUUGAUGUGGUUCUGUCGACAAGAGGUCGCUCAAAAUGGGCACAAGGAUCCGCUAAGGGUAAUUCAGAAUGCGUAUGCCGCUCUUUUGCAAGAAAAGGGGGUGCUUGCAGGUAAGCAAAACGAGUUGAGGCGUCGACGACCGAGUUGAAGGAUUUGCGGACCAUAGCUGACGACGAGCGAUCCCACUCUCCCAGGUUCUAGUACCGCUUGUGUCGUUUCGUUCGACGCCGAAACUGGGAAUGUACUCGCCGCCAAGUGGGUGCAAAAGAGGCAAGAAUCCAUCAAUUCCGUCACCGUUGGCUGAAUUUUCCCCUUUUUGGCUCCCUCGCAGUCUCGGCGACUCCACCUUUUUGCUCCUGCGAAGGAGACCACCCACAUCACCCACUCCAGCUCCAACAACAAGCCGUUCCUCGCCAUCUCCACCAACGUCAGAAGAUAUCGACAUUCGAUCCCUCUUGACGCAUAAAGUCGUGUACCUGCAAGCCUCGCAAACCCACUUCUUCAACGCGCCGAAGCAGUUGGCCAAGAGGCCGAAAUGGAUGCACAACAAGCACGCGUUGAUCGAUGUGCCCGAAGGGGCGGAUUUGUACCAGACGGUUUUACAGUGAGCAGGGAUUCCUUUCUAGGUGUUCGGUGGUUCGAGUGUGAAGUCUGAGAUCUUCUUGGCUUUGGCAUCUCGCACAUCAGGGACGGUGAUAUCCUCGUCUUGGCGACCGAUGGGUUCAGCGAUAACGUAUGGCCGAAUGAACUCGAACAACUCGUCGCACUCGUUCAAGAGCACGAACAUGAACUUUCCCCCUUUGGUUCGAAUGAAGAUUCGGCCAAAGAUACAGGCCCUAAUAAGGUUCCGAUGACUUUUGCGCAAGGUUUAGCCAACGCGUGCGUCAACUUUGCAAACACUUGCGCUUUCAAGGUCAGUUGCGUACGAACUUGGGAACUCCAAAACCCUCAGAGCCGAAUUCAAGCUGAUGGUUCCCUUCUCGUGUGGAUGUUGGUUAGGAGAACAAAAUCUCGCCGUUUGAGAUUGAAGCAAGACGGUAUGGCUACAACGAUUUGAGAGGGGGCAAAAUCGAUGACGUGUGCGUCGUGGUCGUUGUUGUAAAAAAGGAUUGA
Messenger RNA from Microbotryum saponariae, 1802 nucleotides. Lineage: Eukaryota; Fungi; Basidiomycota; Microbotryomycetes; Microbotryales; Microbotryaceae. The record is from the annotation of a GenBank genome assembly.